Oryctolagus cuniculus (rabbit) is the source of this 14204-nucleotide messenger RNA. RefSeq names its product arginyltransferase 1 (gene ATE1). Gene Ontology annotation, molecular function: arginyl-tRNA--protein transferase activity. Gene Ontology annotation, biological process: protein arginylation. Lineage: Eukaryota; Metazoa; Chordata; Mammalia; Lagomorpha; Leporidae. Gene Ontology annotation, cellular component: cytoplasm. The record is from RefSeq and is a predicted model, not a curated record.
CGCUGCAUUGUGGGCUGGCGGCGGCGGCGGCGGGGAGCCCGGCGGCCGGGCGUCUGCGGGGCCGGGGCCAUGGCCGCCUGGGCUGCGGUGUCGCCCAGCGUCGUGGAGUAUUUCGAGGGCGAGGACUUCUACCGCUGCGGCUAUUGCAAGAACGAGUCGGGCAGUCGCUCCCAUGGCAUGUGGGCGCACUCCCUGACCGUGCGGGACUACCAGGACCUCAUCGACCGAGGCUGGCGGAGGAGUGGGAAAUACGUGUAUAAACCUGUCAUGCAUCAGACAUGCUGUCCUCAGUACACAAUAAGGUGCCGACCUUUACAGUUUCAGCCAUCAAAAUCUCACAAGAAGGUUUUGAAAAAAAUGUUGAAAUUUCUGGCUAAAGGGGAGAUUUCCAGAGGAAACUGUGAGGAUGAGCCCAUGGAUUCUACAAUGGAGGAUGCUGUCGGGGGUGACUUUGCAUUAAUCAAUAAACUGGAUAUAAAGUGUGACCUUAAAACACUCAGUAAUGACUUCAAACAGAGCCUAGAGAGUGAGGAGAAGAAGAAAGGAAAAAAUGUGAAGAAAGAAGAUUCUAAUGAAUUAAUUCAGUCACAAGGCAUAGAGGAGAAGUUGGGCUCUGGUGAACCAUCACGUUCAGUCAGAGUUCACACAGCACCUAAGCCAGGCAAAGGGGCUGAUCUGAGCAAGCCUCCGUGUCGAAAAGCAAAGGAAAUCCGGAAAGAAAGGAAGAGAUUAAAACUCAUGCAGCAAACCCCUGCUGGAGAGGGCUUCCCGGCUCAAGGUCAGCCGCUGCCUCUGUUCUCACCAAAGGCCAAAUCCAACCAGCCCAAGUCACUUGAAGAGUUAAUUUUUGAAACUUUACCAGAGAAUGCAUCACACAAAUUAGAGGUGAGGGUGGUGCGAUCGUCUCCACCAAGUUCCCAGUUCAAAGCCACAUUUCGGGAGUCCUACCAGGUCUAUAAGCGGUACCAGAUGCUCAUUCACAAGGACCCACCUGAUAAGCCCACUGAGAGCCAGUUCACAAGAUUCCUCUGCAGUUCCCCCCUGGAGGCAGAGAGCGCCCCCGAUGGACCAGACUGUGGUUAUGGUUCCUUUCACCAGCAGUACUGGUUGGAUGGAAAGAUCAUUGCUGUGGGGGUGAUUGACAUCCUUCCAUCCUGUGUCUCGUCUGUGUAUUUGUACUAUGACCCUGAGUAUUCCUUUCUGUCCUUGGGUGUCUACUCUGCACUAAGAGAGAUUGCUUUCACCAGGCAGCUCCAUGAGAAGGCACCGCAGCUCAGCUAUUAUUACAUGGGUUUCUACAUCCACUCCUGCCCCAAGAUGAAAUACAAGGGUCAGUAUAGACCUUCUGACUUGUUGUGUCCCGAGACGUACGUUUGGGUGCCCAUAGAGCAAUGCUUACCUUCCCUGGAAACCACCAAGUAUUGCCGUUUCAACCAGGAUCCAGAAGCAGAGUCCUUGUGAAGCGGGUGACAGUUGCCUGAGAAAGCGUGCUGUGAGGUGCUCUGUAGCGCUCUGUGGUAACCAUCGCAGUUUGAACUGCUUGUCAGCAUUUUCCUUACCUGCCAUGUGUACUGACCUUACAGAUCCAAAGCCAAGUGUUGCUCCCAUGGUAGCUUUGAUCUUCAUUGUGAAUUAAUGCCAUGAAAUUUUUCAAACCUCUGAAUUAAACAAAAUUUUACUGAACAUUACCUAAUAUUCUGAACUUAACGUUUGCAAGUAAAAUUAAAAGAUGCCAGGAGAAGGGGGCUUGGUAUUGUGAUAAUACUCAGUAUAAUUAAGUAUAUUUAAACUGGUUUAUUAAAUUUGUAUAAUCCCCACCAUUUAAUGAGUUUUAAAAAGUUGCCAGCACUACAGUGAUUAUAAAUUGAACUGUGUUUUUAAUGUCUCUUUCUAAAGACAUUUUGUUGUUAAAUCCAUUAUUGUGAAUCAUUUGGUGAAAAAAAAAAUGUCUCUUUUGCAAUGUUUAAUCAGCCACUAUGUUACAUUGUAAUUUUUUUAAAGAUUUAUUUGAAAGCAGUUAUACAGAGAGAGAAGGUGAGGCAGAGAGAGAGAGAGGUCUUCCAUCCACUGGUUCAUUUCCUAGAUGGCCACAAUGGCUGGAGCUACGCUGAUCCAAAGGCAGGAGCCAGUAGCUUCCGCUGAGUCUCCCACACAGGUGCAGGAGCCCAAGGACUCAGGACAUCUUCCACUGCCCUCCCAGGCCAUGGCAGAGAGCUGGGUCGGAAGUGGAACAACUGGGACUCAAACCGGCAUCCAUAUGGGAUACUGGCACUGCAGGCGGCAGCUUUACCCACUAUGCCACAGCGCCAGCCCCAACAUUGCCUUUUUUUUUUUUUAAGAUUUAUUUAUUUAUUUGAAAGAGACAAAAAUCCUCUACCUGCUGGUGCACUCCCCAAAUGGAUGCAGUGGCUGGAGCUGGGCCAGACUAAAGCCAGGAGCUUCUUCCAGGUCUCCCACAAGGGUGCAGAGGCCCACCGACUUGGGCCAUCUUCUGCCACUUUCCCAGGCACAUUAGCAAGGAGCUGGAUCAGAAAUGGAGCCAAACUGGCACCAUAUGGAAUGCUGGCAUCACAGGUAGCAGCUUUACCCGCUGUGCCCCAGUGCCGGCCUCCUUGCUACUUUGUGAUUUGCCAGUGGUACUACCAUGUGCUUUUGGAGCACAGCCUUGGUGUUAAACUACAAACUACAGCAAUUUAUUUUGUAACUAUAUUUUUGAAAUUAUUUUGAAAAUAGUUUUAAAACUUUUUUUUUUUUUUUUUUUGACGGGCAGAGUUAGAGAGACAGAGAGAAAGGUCUUCCUUCCAUUGUUAGUUCACCCCCCAAAUAGCUACCACAGCUGGCGUGCUGGGCCAGUCUGAAGCCAGGAAGGAGCCAGGUGCUUCCUCCUGGUCUCCCAUGGGGUGCAGGGCCCAAGCACUUGGGCCAUCCUCCACUGCCUUCCCAGGCCACAGCAGAGAGCUGGACUGGAAGAGGGGCAACUGGGACAGAAUCCGGUGCCCUGACCGGGACUAGAACCUGGGGUACCGGUGCCUCAGGCAGAGGAUUAGCCUAGUGAGCCUUGGCGCCGGCCUAGUUUUAAAACUUUUUAAGGAGGAUGUAGUAUGCACACAUGAGAAACAGUGCUUUGUCACAUUAUGUUAUUUUUAGUCACAAUGUCAUUUUUUUAAAAGAUUUAUUUCAUUUAUUUGAAAGAGUUACAGAAAGAGAGGUCUUCCAUCCGCUGGUUCACUCCCUAGAUGGCCACAACAGCUGGAGCUGUGCCGAUCCAAAGUUAGGAGCUUCUUCUGGGUCUCCCACUUGGGUGUAGGGGCCCAAGGACUUGGGCCAUCUUCUACUGCUUUCCCAAGCCAUAGCAGAGAGCUAGAUCGGAAGUGGAGCAGCUGGGAUUCGAACUCGUGCCCAUAUGGUAUGCCAGCGCUUCAGGUCAGGGCUUUAACCCACGGUGCCAUAGCACUGGCCUUCAUUUUGUUUUCAAAAUACAUGAAAUGAAUAGUAGAGAUUUUUUUAAAAUAUGUUACAAAAAUCUGUUUGGAUUGAAAGGACUGAAUGGCCCUGCCAUACGAAGCCCAAGGUCUGCAGUUCCGUGCUGCUGCUGUUUAUGAAGCAGCCCAUGGCUUAGGAAGACGCGCUGGGAUGGAUGAAGGGGACAGGCGCACGGUGUCCGUGUGUCAGUCCCUCAGGACUGAUGUGGGGCACAGGGCGGAGUCCUAGGACUGGCCUGGAACAAAGCACAGUUUCCCUUAUUACUGUCCUGCUAUUCUCUGUAUCGAUGACCAAGCUUUGCCCUAUCGACUCGGUUGCUGGUUGCCUUCUUUAAUGACAUGGAAGGAGUUUUAAUGUUCUUAUAGGAGUGCCCUCGUGCCCCCUACACCUUUUUGUUGUUAAAAACAUGUUGCUUUGCAACAGCACGGCAAGUGCAGUGUAAUGCAGUGCAAUGAACUGAAAACAGAAGCCGAGGGCGUCGGGCGACGGGGAAGCAUUUGAAAUCAGCCUGCAUCAGUGGACUUCAGGAGCACACGGGGGUAACAGAAGCACUGGCGAAGCUCUGCGGGGUCUGCUGGCACUGCGAGCAGGGUGGGCGCCCUCACCCGGACUGCAGCACAGUGUCCAGCCGUCCAGACUUCUUCCAGCCGUCCAGACUUCUUCCUCUGCUGUCCUCAGAGCAAGAGGACAAUGCGCGGGAAGACAGAGGGCAAGACCAGCUCUCUGGUUAGUAUGAGUCUGUCUGUUACCCUGCAGAGAGGGCUUUGCCUUGAAUAAGUAGAUGGAAUGUUCCAUAAGCACCCGGAGACGGCAGAAUCAACUCUGUUAACUGUGUGUGUGAGGCUGGGGACUGGCAGCCAGCAAGUUCUCGAGCAGCUCCACAGCAGUUGUAGUUCUCGGCUGUCCAGGAGCAUCUGUGAGUUCUUGUCAAGCAGUUGACUUUGAUGUGAUUUACUACUGAAUUAGAGUCCAAAUUCCUCCCCAAACAAGGCGUCAGCUGAGUUUUACCAGCUACGGAAAGACCUGGAGCACAGGUUUGGAGCUUGGUGCGUCUGCCUCUGUCCCUGGAUCCUCGCCCCUGCAGAACCAGCGUCGGCCAGCGCAGGGUGGGCGGCCUGAGACGGCCUCUGGUGGGCUGUUUCCAUUAGGUCUUGUUGUAGCUGAUUAAUAGGAGUCUUAUGGAGAUUUCAGGUAAUACAGUUCAUCAAAAAAUGGAUCGACAGAGCAGAAUUUAAAGCUAUUCAGCUUGAUGAAUUUCAGCAUUUAUAGUAAAUUCAGAAAGAAAGGAAAAUAAUCCAAGGGUGAUUUGAGAAUUUGGACAGUAACAAACAGAUGGCUCUAAUGAACAAGAAAGCUGAUGAAAGCUGGUAGUCGGCUGUAGGAUGUCAGCCGUCUCUGAAGAACAGGAGACUCAGGUAGUCACCAUGAACCGCAGACAUUGUAUGGCUGCUUGGCCCUGUGUCACACGCGUCUGCAUGUCCUGCCUGUGUAGGAAACAGUGUCUGGGCACCAGGAGUACAAGAAGUACCAAGUCCUUUGGCUGCCUCAAGGAGUUUACUGUCAGGUUUGGAAAACUGUCCGUAUAUAACAGGAUAAAGAGCAGCCAGGGUCAUCUUACAAACAGCAGGGGUUUUCUGCAUUAAAAACAACACUUUGAUUUGUCUCGAGUUACGUUUGUUUAUUUAAAAGGCAGAGUGACAGGGAGAGGGAUACAGGGAGGGGUCGUGAUACCUUCCAUCCGCUUGUUCACUCCUCAAAUGUCCUCAAUGGUGAGGACUGGGUCAGGCCGAAGCCAGGAGGUCGGAACUCCAUUUGGGUCUCUCCCACAUGGGUGGCAGGGAUUCAAAUACUUGAGCCAUCAGUUUUCUGCCUCGCAGGUGUAUUAGCAGGGAGCUAGAUCAAAAGUUGAGGUGGGACUUGAUCCCAGGCACUCCAGCAUGGGAUGUAGGAGUCCCGAGUGGCAUCUUGACUCACUAUGCCUCAAUACCUGCCCUUGUACCACUUUUAAGUUGCCAUAAUUAAAGUACAAGAAACUACAUUAUCAGUGAUGGAUUUUAUUGAAAUAAAAUUGCUGGGAUAUUAAACUGCAUUUUUCUAAAUGAUGUUGACCAAAAUGUGUAAAAUGAACACUGAGUAUAUUUUCUUUGUUGCUAAUCUUUCUCAAGUAUUGAGCUGUUUUGCUGAUUCCAUUUUAAUCUUUUCUUUUUAGAGAUUUAUUUAUUUAUUUGAAUGGCAGAGUUACAUAGAGAAGGAGAGGCAGAGAGAGGGGUCUUCCGUCCGCUGGUUCACUCCCCAGUUGGCCGCAAUGGCUGGAGCUGCGCCAAUCCAAAGCCAGGAGCCAAGAGCUUCUUCCGGGUCUCCCACACGGGUGUAGGAAACCUAAGGACUUGGGCCAUCUCUCACUGUUUUCCCAAGCCAUAGCAGAGAGCUGGAUCAGAAGUGGAGCAGCAGGGACUCAAACCGGCACCCAUAUGGGAUGUCGGCCCCCACUGUAGUCUUUAAAUUGUAAGAGCAGAUAAAAAUAAUGGAACUCUACAAUCUGCAUUUUUUAAAAAAGGUCUCAAGAGUGACAUUUUCUUUAAUUUGUUUGCAUAAAUGACCUUGGAAACAUUAACUCCAUUCAUUUCCUUUGUACUCUUUUUUUUUUUUUGAAAGGCAGAGUGGACAGUGAGAGAGAGAGAAAGGUCUUACUUUGCCGUUGGUUCACCCUCCAAUGGCCGCCUCGGCUGGCGCACCACACUGAUCCGAAGGUAGGAGCCAGGUACUUCUCCUGGUCUCCCAUGGGGUGCAGGGCCCAAGUACUUGGGUCAUCCUCCACUGCACUCCCUGGCCACAGCAGAGAGUUGGCCUGGAAGAGUGGCAACCGGGACAGAAUCCGGCGCCCCAACCGGGGCUAGAACCCGGUGUGUUGGCGCCGCAAGGUGGAGGAUUAGCCUAGUGAGCCGCGGCACCAGCCACCUUUGUACUCUUAUCUGGGAUUAAAAUAAAGCCUGAAACAUGUUUUGGUUUUGCUUGUGAAAAGCUUUAGGAUCCUAGCAUAAACUGGACUACGGCUGGUGCAUCUAGAAUUGGAAGAGCAGGCCCCUACUUACCUGGCUUCCUAGCUGAGCAUACCUGUGUGUGUUGUAGACAUGAUUCUGUAAUUUAAUCCAACAUCAGAAAAUCACUAUUACAGUAGAGAUGGGAUGUUGCAUGUAGCUUUGACUUGAUUUAUUUCAGUUUUUUGUGAUGUUUUUUGAGGGAAUCCUAAUUUGGUGUUUUGAUUUUUUUCUUCAUUUUCUUUUUUUCCCUGAAAAACCUUGGUUCCAGUUGCUACUGUUAAAUUUUUUUUUAAUUAAAAAUUUUUUUUUUCAGACUUACUACUUAAGUAGUGUUUUGACUUGAAGACUCGGAUGUUUUGUGUACAAGAUACUCUAAGACAGUGAAUGUGUAAAGUCCGUCUCAGUUUUAAGGUGGCUGCCAUUCAUGAUGGAUAAUGGAGGGUCCUAGUAAGAUUCUUCUUUUCCAUUAAGGAAGUAUCUUAUAAAUCCCCUGCUUACCUUGAAUAAUGAAGUAAUAGAAAUAAAGCAUGUGCUAUAUUUUGUUUUUUGUUUUUUGACAGGCAGAGUGGAUAGUGUGAGAGAGAGACAGAGAGAAAGGUCUUCCUUUGCCAUUGGUUCACCCUCCAAUGGCUGGCGCGCUGCAGCCGGUGCACCACGCCGAUCCGAAGGCAGGAGCCAGGUGCUUCUCCUGGUCUCCCAUGGGGUGCAGGGCCCAAGCACUUGGGUCAUCCUCCACUGCACUCCCUGGCCACAGCAGAGAGCUGGCCUGGAAGGGGGGCAACUGGGACAGAAUCCGGCGCCCCGACUGGGACUAGAACCCGGUGUGCCGGCGCCGCAAGGCAGAGGAUUAGCCUAGUGAGCCGCGGCGCCAGCGCAUGUGCUAUAUUAAUGUCUAUGUGUUGUUGUUAGUGUACUGAAAUACAAUUGAUCAUUUGUAGUUAGUUUUUUUUUUUUUUUUUUAUCCAAAUGUGUUUAUUGGGAGGUUUCCCACUCACCUUGAUUCCGGGUGCUUUUAGUGCUGCUUCCUCAUGAAGGAACAUCCUUCUGCAAGCCUUGCUUUUCCUCACGUAGGCUGGCAGAGGACUGCUGUUUGUGCAUGGCUGAAAACCGUGGUGGGUUACAGCAUCCUGGGCACUUCGCAUCCGUGAAGUAGGAAUCGGGGCUCUGCACCAGGCGCCGCAUCUUGUGUUUCCUCUUCUCUUCUGGGGAGGGAUGGAGGAGACCCUUUGUGAGAGGCAUGUUUGCGUGGGCAGGUGGUCACCGCCGGAAAGGCUGCAGUUAGUGUUCAUCGCAGUAAAUGAUAUGUAACAGUUUACCUUUGUACGCCUGUUCAGGCAUGCAGCUCAGUCACUACAUUCACAUUGUGCACCCUCUCCAGCUUUUUCAUCUUGCGGACUGGAACUUUGUGCUCAUUAAAUAGUUGCUCCUGAUUGAUUCUUCCCUCCAGCCACAACUCUGCAUUCUGUCUGUGAAUCUGUCUGUUCUAAGUGUCUCAGAUAAGUAGUAUCUUACACUGUUUGUCCUUUUAUGAACAACUUACUUCUCUUAGCAUAGUGUCUUUAAGGAUUCAUCCAUGUUGUAAAAUGUUAGAAUUUCCCUCCAUUUAAAUACUGUAUAUAUAAAUAGCAUAACCCACAUCCAAAGGGAGUAUGUUGCAAAACCCCUAAUGGAUGUCUGAAACCAUGGGUAGUACUGAAUUCCAUAAUUUUUUCCUAACCAUACAUAUAUAUCAUAAAAUUUAAUCUAUAAAUCAACCAAUGUAAAAUAUUAACAAUGACUAAGAGCAAUUAUAAUGAUACUUUUAAUUAAAGUUAUGUGCAGAUCCUCUCUCACAAUAUCUGAAGGUCCCAUACCUACCCUUCUUAUGAUGUGAGAUGAUGCAGCGUACGUCUGAUACAAUGAAGUAAGGUGAAUGAUGGAGACAUUGCGACAUAGCGUUAGGCUACUACCUAAGGGUUCCCUGAACACCAACACUGCUCUACCACAACAGCCAAUCUGGUAACCAAGACUCAACUAAGGGACUGAUGAUUGGGUAUUAUGUACAGCAUGGAUACGGUGGACGAAGGAUGAUUCACAUUCUGGAUGGAAGAGGAUGGGACAGAGCAUAAUGGCACAAGACUUCAUCAUGUACAGAAAGAAACUGCAGAUGGGGGGGCUACUGCGUGUAUAAGCAGCAUUUCCCUUAUCCGUUCAUCGCGGGUGGACACUUGAGUUGCUUCCACCUCUUGGCCCUUGUGAAUAACGCUGCUAUGAACAUGGUAUACAAUACCUGUUUGAAUCCCUGCUUUCAGUUCUUCUGUGUAUGUGCACAGAAGUGGAAUUCCUGAGUCACGUGAAAAUUCUGUUUUUAGUUUUUGAAAGAACAGCCAUAUUGCUUUUUACCAGUAGUGUGCAAGGAUUCCGUUUUCUCUACCUAGUCCUUCUAAUCAAUGUGAAGUCACUCAUGACUUUGAUUUGCAUUCCCUGAAUGAUGAGUAAUUUUGAGCAUAUUUUCAUGUGCUUAUUGUCCAUUUCUGUGUCUUUGGAGAAGAAAUCUAAGAGUUUAUUCUAUAAUCUGGAUAUUAAUCCUGUAUCAGAUUUGUGAUUUGCGGUACCUCCGAUAUAGGAUCCUGGGUAUUCACCCCUAGUCCUCACAGGAUUUGAUUUUCUGCCUGGAAGAUGAUGUCAUCUGGAAAUAGCAGUUCGAUUUUUUUUUUAUGCCUGGCCUAUAUUUCUUUUACUUCCUUUUCUUAGCUUAUUGCACUAUUUUGAAUGAAAAUGGUGAGAAGAAACGUCCUUGCUUUUUUUUUCUUCCUAGGGGAAAGGCAUUUAGUCUCUCACCGUAUUAGCUAUUGGGCAUUUUAAAGAUGUUCUUUAUCAAGUAAAGGAAGUUCCUUUCUAUUUCUCAUUUUCUGAGAGUUCUUUGUUUAAGAAAGGAGAGACAGAGAGCUCUCCCAUCCGUUGGUUCACUCCCCAGACAGCUGUACCAGCCAGCACUGGGUCUGGCUGAAGCCAGGAACUAAGCUCUGUGUAGGUCUCCACGUGGUGGUAAGAACUCAAGUUGCUGUCACGUACUGACUUCCCAGGUGCAUCAGUAGGAGCAGCCCAGACUCCAGCAGGCGCUCCGAUACAGGAUGCCACUGCUGCAAGCAAGGCUUCUCCCAUGGCGCCAGAGUGGCUGCCCCCUGAUUUGUGUGUUUGUGUUUUUUUUUUAAAUCAUGAAUGGUUGUUGAAAUAUUGUUCGGUGUAUUUUCUUUUUUUUUUUUUAUUUUUUAUUUUUUUGACAGGCAGAGUGGACAGUGAGAGAGAGAGACAGAGAGAAAGGUCUUCCUUUGCCGUUGGUUCACCCUCCAAUGGCCGCCGCAGCCGGCGCGCUGCGGCCGGCGCACCGCGCUGAUCCGAUGGCAGGAGCCAGGAGCCAGGUGCUUUUCCUGGUCUCCCAUGGGGUGCAGGGCCCAAGCACCUGGGCCAUCCUCCACUGCACUCCCUGGCCACAGCAGAGGGCUGGCCUGGAAGAGUGGCAACCGGGACAGAAUCCGGCGCCCCAACCGGGACUAGAACCCGGUGUGCCGGCGCCGCAAGGCGGAGGAUUAGCCUAGUGAGCCACGGCGCCGGCCUGUUCGGUGUAUUUUCUUUAUCAGUUGAGGAGAACAUGAAAUUUUAUUCUUUAUAAAGUGAUAUAGAUAACAUUGAUUGUUUUUAAAUAUUGAUUGUUAGUUUUUACAUAAAUAUUCACCAGGAGACAUUGGGUUUUACUAUUUUUUGUAUCAUGUUUAUCUAGUUUGGAUUCCGUCUUUUAUUUUCUGAAAGGAAUUGUGUAGAAUUGGCGUGGAGGCUUGAAUGUUAGAAUUCUCCAGUGAAGCGGCUGGCAUUGUGGCUCAGUGGUUAAGCCACUGCCUGUGAUGCCAGCAUCCUAUUUGAACCCUGAUUCGAGUCCCGACUUCUCUACGACUGAACCAGCUCCCUGCUAAUGCACCUAGGAAAGCAGCAGAUGAGCCAAGUCCUUGGGUCCCUGCACCCACGUGGGAGACCUGGGUGGAGCUCCAGGCUUCUGGUUUCGGCCCGGCCAGCCCUGGCUGCCUCAGCCAUUUGGGGAGUGAACCAGCAGAUGGAAGAGCUCUCCGUCUCUCCCUCUCAGUAAUUCUGCCUUUCAAAUAAAUAAAUAGAUGUUUAAAAUUUUUUUCUAGUGAAGAGAGUCUGGGCCUGGAGAUUUCUAUUUUUAGAAGACUUUUAAUUAUCAGCUCAAUUUCUUCCCUAGAAAGGGCUUUUUACAUUAUCUGUCUCCUGUAGAAUUACCGCAGAUUUGUGUUUUUCAAGGUUGCUGUCUAAAGGUUUUCUUUUUUACCAGGGUCUCUUUCCUGAGGCCAGCCUUCCUGAGGACUCCGGGUCUGUGUGUUGGCUUCCCAGGGUGUCCAGCCUCUCCUCCAUUCCUUCAGGAAUCACGAGGCAGGAAGAAGAGCCAGGGAGUUGACCACUGUGUUACUUCCUGGGUCUCGGAGUCGCUGGCCGGGCUGCCCUCUGGGCCUGGUUAGUUUGUGAUAAGGAACUGCAGGGUUUGUUGUGGGCUUGUGGUAGUAAUGGAGGAGGCUCAUGAGCCUCCUCCUGCUUUCCUUCCUGCGGGCAGAAACUUCCCCCCCUUCCUAGAGCUACUUAAAAAAACAUUGCAAGAAUUGACUUUUACUAGUUGGUAGUAUGUAAACCGUCACUGUUUCAACUGCGCACGACCGCUGUGCCAUGAAGAAUAUUAAACACAUUACAAGGAGUCAAUAUGUGAUAAGUAAGUAAUUGAGAAAACCUAAAGUUAAUUUACUAUCCGGUAAAAAUCAGACCCUAUAAAAUCUGAUCCACUGUUACAAAAGUCUUCCUUGGUACCACUGUAAUAUUAUUUACUAUAGGAACUAUCAGAGACAUUAUAGCAGUCAGUUUUGGGUUUAUAAAUUCAGAAAAGAAAACCAAGUUUUGAAAGAGUAAAGUGUCAUAAAAACACAACCUUUCAGUGAUACUGCACGGCAGUCCUUACUCCUAAGGUUUUGAUAUUUAAUGAACCAGUAAUAUCUGCCUUUUCCUUUCUCUUUUUCUAACCAGUUUUUUCAUCUAUUAAUUUUUUAGUCUCCAUAGAUUCACUUCGUCGAAUUACAAGCUAAUUGGAAGUUUGCUAGCUUCUAACACAAAAACUGUGAAUCAGAGCACUAUUGCAUUAAGAUCAGAACGCGAGCUGAGGUUAGUUCGCUUGCUCUUAGUUGUAUAGUUAGUUGAGUGUCACUCUCUAAUGGGAGGCCUGAGUGGGAGCAGCAGUGAAGAAUGGCCUCGCAGAGGUGCUAGAGGAAGGUUUCCUGCUGGGCUUGAUCUUAGAGCAUUAUUGCUUUUAUUUAAUUUUUAAAUUAAUUUAUUUGAAAGGCAGGGUGGCAGAGAUAAAUCUUCCGUCUGCUGGUUCACUCUCUAAAUACCCACAACAGUCAGGGCUGGGCAAGGCUGAAGCCAGGAGCCUAGAACUCCUUCCUGGCACUUGGGCCAUCUUCCACUGUUUCCCAGGCCCAUUAGCAGGGAGCUGGAUUGAAGUAGAGCAGCCGGGACUUGAAACAGUGUUCCGUCCCCCAGUCUGGAUGAGUAGAGGUUAGAGGCCACUGGUUGGUCUGGAGGCCUCCCUGCUUCCAGGGCCCCCUGAAGGUCAUUGCAAAGGAACCUAUCCCGAGUGGAGCAUUGUUUUUAAAACUAAGUGGCAACGACUUGUUAACAUACAAUAUGCCCUCCCAGUCAUGUUUGUUUAAGAUUUCUGUGUGUGUGCAUACGUAAUGUGGGUUUUCCCUCAUCAUCAUCUGAAGGCCUCCCUCCCAGGUAUUCUGAGGGUUCUGCAGCGUUUCCUGAGCAUGAGCAGUUUUUGUUUUGUUGAAGCUCCCGGUGAUCCCGAAGUCCUGGCAAGGCCAUCAGUUGCUGCAGCUAGAAUUGAGCUUACCUCAUUUGAUGCCCGUUUUGUUCAAGUGUCUGGCAGAAGGAUUUUUUCAGCUGCCUCUUAGCUUCAUCCAUUUGUACUGAAGGGAAGAUACGGCCUCAGAGGGGACUUCUCGUGGAGAGGCAGGCAGGUCCAGGCUGGGCCAGCCUGCCUAGGGGACUUGGCAUGUGGAGAAGCUCCGUCCUCUGUUUGCAGCAGGAAGUGAGCCAGAGCACACAGCGGGCAGUGCCCAGUGACUACGCUGCCCUUUGUGCACAGCUGUGGCCCACAGCAGUAAAUGGUAAAGGCACAGGAGCGAGCAUUCUCUUUAAACAAAGGCCUGGUGCCAGAGUGGGGACUCUGGGUGUUCUGGAAACAGGAGCACUGCUUUGGCUGGGGUCAGCAGUGAUAACAGCCACUGCUAUCUUUAGCACACAACUCACGCCGGACAUUUAGAUUCUCCAACCCUUUCAGCUCUGCCGACAGCUGUUUUUUGUUGAAAAAUGCUUUAGUAGAAACAACACGUGGCCGGCACCGCGGCUCACUAGGCUAAUCCUCAACCUAACAGCGCCGGUACCCCAGGUUCUAGUCCCGGUCAGGGCGCCGGAUUCUGUCCCGGUUGCCCCUCUUCCAGGCCAGCCCUCUGCUGUGGCCAGGGAGUGCAGUGGAGGAUGGCCCAAGUCCUUGGGCCCUGCACCCCAUGGGAGACCAGGAGAAGCACCUGGCUCCUGGCUUCGGAUCAGCGCGGUACGCCAGCAGCAGCACACCAGCCUUGGUGGCCAUUGGAGGGUGAACCAACGGCAAAGGAAGACCUUUCUCUCUGUCUCUCUCUCUCACUAUCCACUUUGCCUGUCAAAAAAGAAAAAGAAAAAAAAAACACGUGAUCGAUUCUGUGCUUGCUGUAAGAAAUCCACUGUGGAAAGUGGAAAUCCGACAGCACUUGGUGGGCACUCGCGUGUGGCGCACGUCAGUGCCCUUGCCCUGCAGAGGAGGCUGCUGGGCCUUUUCCUGUGCAUCUCUUAGGGUUAAUUUUAAUUACCUCGUUUACAACAUAUAACUUGUGUCAAUAUGUGAAUUCAAUUAUACUAAAAUAUUCUGUGGCUUGUUUUUUAUUAUAAAAUUGGGUUAUCUUGAAAAUCAUUCCCUAUUAUUGUAUGAAGAAUUAGCUCUUUUUAAAAUAACCUAUAUUUUAGAAUAGUGGAGACUUAGAGGAAAGCUGCAAAGGGAGCAGUGUGUGACCUCAUGCGCCCGGCAGCCAGUCUCCCAUUGUCAGUGGUGUGUGCUGUCUUCAUUCUUCUCCAGUAGACUUGAUGGUUAUAGGUUUGCAGAAGGUACAGAGAGCUUCCGCGGCUGUCCGUCAUCCUGCUUCCAGCCUCCCCUUUCCUUAAGGUCUUGGUAAGCCAGUAUUGUGAUCCAUUGCUCCUCCCUAGAACUCACGGUUCAUAUUAGGGUACAUCCUGUGGGUCUGGGCACGUGGAGUUGCACAUAUAGUAGAGAGCAGUUUCCCUAUAAAGGUCUGGUGUUCCAUGCACUUACCCUCCCUCCGUUCACCCUAACCCCUGCAGUCACUGAUCCUUUUACUGUCUACACAGUUUUGCCUUUUUCUGAAUGGCUUCUUGAACUUAGCAAUGUGUGUUUAAGGUUCGUCCAUGUCAUUGUGUCUUUUUGUGACUUUUCACUCCUGCAUGAUGGUCAUUAUAGGAGGUACUGUACUCUAUCUGUGCACCUAGUGAAGGGCACGUUGUCAGUUGUGAAUAAAGCUGCUGUAAACA